AUGCACGCCGCGCUCUACGUCCUUGCGCUGGUGGUGGCGGCGCCGCACGCCGCUGCGUUCCUGCCGCGCGCCGACGACGGGCCAGUGCACCUCACCCUCCACAACACUGAGCCGCGGCAGCGCGGCAUCGAGGCGGACAACAGUGCCGUCCUGCGCCGCUUCGGGCUCCACAGACGACAAGGUGACAGCUUGGACGCGAGCCUCACGAACCACUUCCAGCAGCGGUACAGCGUCAAAGUCGCCAUCGGCCCGGGCCUGUGGGUGUACGACAGCGGGUGCACACCCGAGGUAUGCGCCAGCCACUCGGGCGGCUUUGACGCUUCUACCUCGUCGAGCUACACGCUCAACAACCGCACCGGCCUACGGCCCGGCGUUCAGUUCAUCAACUCGUACUGUCACGGCCUGUGGGGGUGGGACACUGUCGGUAUAGGAAGCUCGAAGGUCCCGCAGGCGUCCCCGCAGUCGGCUGAGGCGUACCCCUUCUGUAUGUGCCCCCCCGGCAUAUACGAGCCGCCGGGCGUCAUCGGCUUCUCGUGGCCGAUCCCAAACUAUCCCGACCCGCUGUGGACCUUCCUCGUCAAGGACUGGAAGGACAAGCGCUUCGGCGUGUACCUUGCGCACCAGAACGAGACUGACCUGGUCCCCGCGGACCCGAACGGCGGGGUGCUGACGCUUGGCGGUGUGAACAACGCCUUGUUCACCGGAGAGAUCAACUACGUGCCGAAUGUGGCCUUUCUAGGCCCCAACCACACGUUCUGGGCGGUCAUGGUCGACUCGGCGACGGUCGGCAGCUCGACCUCGGCGCAGUCAACACUCGCCAUCGUCGACACGGGCUCGCCGCUGUCUGGCGUCCCGCCGGCGGUCUACCGCGCAGUGUACGCCGGCGUGACCGGCAUGGUGCUCUUCAGUCAACAGGCGGGGAUUAACAUCUUCCCGUGCGAGUCGGCAGGCUCGGUCUCGCCCUUGGACAUCACGCUCGGCGGCGUCAAGUACACCAUCCCCGCGAAGGACCUGUACCGCACCUAUGGGACCAGCACCUCGAGCAGACUGCCGCCGGGCUUCACCCCCGGCCCGAGCGGCCAGAUCUGCGGCACGCAGCUGCAGCUGCUUGACCCGUUAAAGCACGGCUAUGACUGGAUGUUCGGAGACGUCAUCCUUCGAAAUCUCUAUCAGGUGUACCAGUACGACCCGCUCGCCAUCGGCUUCGCGCGCGUCGCCGAUGGCGCACAAGCGGCAGUGGCAGCUGGAGCAACAGGGAGCUCGACCCCAACGACAUCGGCUGGUGUCGGGGUUGGCGGUGCGGCAGGAACAGGGUUCGGGGUAGAUACGACCCAGGCGGCAUCGAACACCGCAGCACCGACGGCGACGCGGUUGCCGUCCAGCGCUCGUCCCCUACUUACUGGCGCUAGCGCUGUGCUAUUCGGCGUCGCGGCGUCCCUGCUCGCAUGA
This is a messenger RNA of Vanrija pseudolonga, 1449 nucleotides long. RefSeq names its product Gastricsin. The record is from RefSeq and is a predicted model, not a curated record. Gene Ontology annotation, molecular function: aspartic-type endopeptidase activity. Lineage: Eukaryota; Fungi; Basidiomycota; Tremellomycetes; Trichosporonales; Trichosporonaceae. Bases 1 to 1449 code for a protein of 482 amino acids. Gene Ontology annotation, biological process: proteolysis. The transcript has 6 exons.